Molecule: messenger RNA, 5600 nt
Organism: Varroa destructor (honeybee mite)
Lineage: Eukaryota; Metazoa; Arthropoda; Arachnida; Mesostigmata; Varroidae
Product: cell adhesion molecule Dscam1-like
Biological process (GO): homophilic cell-cell adhesion; dendrite self-avoidance; axon guidance
Cellular component (GO): plasma membrane; axon
Molecular function (GO): cell-cell adhesion mediator activity
Source: RefSeq, a predicted model, not a curated record
GGCUAACUACGAGAUGCGAUUUGAGAGUGACGUCAAACAUGUAAUUCGAGGUAACGCGGUGCUACUUCAAUGUCCAGUCCCAUGACAUAUGGGAGACUUCCUCAGUGUCACUUCGUGGCAUCGAGCCGAUGGCUACGUCAUCACGAGAAGCACUUACGGAGAUCGCUACUUGAUGACAUCUUCCGGCGAUUUAUAUGUUCAGGAAAGCCAGAAGCUGGACACGGAGGACAUGAGGAAGUUUAAGUGUCAAGUCGAGGAUCAAUUCAACAAAAGACGCUCAACAACGAUCAAUUUCAUCAAACUUAUGGUACUCGAGCCGGUUCAAAAUCAGGUUCCGGUAGUAUCGUACCAUAGUAAGAAGGUGGUCACUGAAGUAGGAAAGCUUACUCAUUUCGUCUGUUUGUCUGAGGGAUUUCCUGUUCCGAGCUACCGGUGGUACCGAAAAAAGGAGGAAAAAUUAUUACCGAUCACAUCUGCAACAAUCGAGCAGUUGCAUGGCGUUCUUCAGUUUAACGCACCCGAAGUACUUGACACCGGAAAUUACGUCUGCAUGGUGUUUAAUGAAGUCGGAGAGACCCAAGUGACUAUGAAGCUUAUUGUUAGAGGCAACCAGCUGCUUACGAUUUCCCCGAGCUUCCUGCGCAUCGAGAGCGGACACACCGCCUCGUUCUACUGCAACGUUACGGCCAUGUUUAAUCCAAUGGACACGGACGACUUUGGAGUUGAGUGGAGGUUUAAUGGACGAAGAAUUACUUCGUCAGGGCGUAUUAAAGAGGCAACCCGCUACUCACUGCAGAUUAAUGGAGUCACCCGCCUCGACCAAGGCAUGUACCAGUGCCUCGUCAACGAGAAAAGUGGCUGGCUUCAGGCCACUGCUGAGCUUCAUAUUGGGGAGCAAGCGCCCUCGUUGACGUCCGUGUUCCGCGAGCAAACGAUUCGGCCGGGGAAUUUUAUCUCCCUUAAAUGCGUGACGUCUGGAGACCCGUUACCAACAAUCAGCUGGAGAUUGGACGGUUUUUGGAAGCUUGAAAAUGGACCUAGGAUGCGCAUUCGAAGUUUUGAGACCCAGAUACCAGGGGAGCUGGUUAGCUUUUUGAACGUCUCACUUGUAGAGGUACGGGACUCCGGAGCUUACGAAUGCAUUGCCAGCAACUACGUAGGAAGUACAAGCCACAGCGCACGACUCAAUGUCUACGGCUCGUUAUUCACGCGCCAAACCCUGACCAACAUGACCGCUCUAGUCGGAAGCACGUUCGAGCUUCAGUGUCCUUUUGGGGGCUACCCCUUCGAUUCUGUCAGCUGGUCAUUAGAAGGUAAUCGCUUGCCGGUUAGCCAGCGGCAGGUAGUACACAUUCAGAAUGGGACUCUCCAUAUUCAUGGGGUGGAUAGGAACGCCGACCAGGGAAGGUAUCAGUGCACCGUACAAAGUGGCGACAAAAACCAUCAGGUCCGCCAUAUUAUCACGGUCACGGUAAAAUCCGGUCCCCAGAUUACGCCGUUCAAUUUCCUGCCCAACCUCCAGGAAGGUAUGCGGGCGGGCAUUUCAUGUUUGGUGCAUUCUGGCGAUCCCCCCGUUGACAUCACGUGGUACAAGGACGGACAGUUGAUCCCGCAGCACGACACGCCGGAGAUGGCCUUCUUGGGAUCCGAUGACGGCUUCCUGUCAACACUCACUCUUAAGAAACUCACUUCAAAACACAAUGGCAACUACACAUGCCGAGCCACGAAUGACUAUGCUUACGCGGAGCACAGUACGCAGUUAGUCGUCAAGGUGGUGCCCAAAUGGCGCGUUGAACCCAGAGACACGAUCGCUAUCACUGGAAGAAGCGUCUCAAUCGAUUGUCAGGCGACAGGCGUACCUCAGCCGCACAUCCGCUGGAAAAGCGCUUCAGAACCUAAAUCAGAUACUUCGACGGCCCAGUACAGAACAAUUAUCAGUAACUCCCACAUCCACAUUCUCAUGAAUGGAACGCUAACCAUCCGCUCGGUAGAAGCCCGCGAUGCGGGGCUUUAUCUCUGUGAAGCGAACAACGGAGUCGGCUCGGGUGUUAGCAGAGUGAUUAAGCUCUCCGUGAAAAGCGCUCCUCAGUUUGAUUCGAAACAAAGCCGCAUCUCUGCGAAGCGCGGCUCAUCGGCUGUUCUUGAAUGUAAGGUUAAAGGCGAUUCGCCGAUAACGUUCCACUGGUUUAAGGAUGGCCAGCCCGUCGAUCUCGGAAGGCAUGCUCGAUAUGCACAGACGAUGACAGAUCGUCUCGGUAACUUUUCUCUAUCCCAAGUAACUGUUUCAUCUGUUGAACGUUCAGACAACGCUGUGUUUACGUGCCAGGCUAGCAAUGAUUACGGCACAGAUAGCACUAGCGUUCGCCUAAUCGUACAAGAUGCACCGGAUGCACCGACGUCAUUAGAAGUAAAGGAAUUAGGUUCUCGACAGAUUCAACUGUUGUGGAAACUACCCUUUAGCGGAAACGCCGCCAUUUCUCAAUGUACAGUACAGUGGCGUUCCGAUAACGGAUUGUGGCAUGAUUCGGCCACGGUAGGCGGCGAUGAACGGCAAGCCACAAUCCGAGGUCUUAAACCUACAACAAAAUACUGGUUUAAGGUACGCUGCCAGAACAUGUUUGGCGUCAGCGAAUUUAGCAAUGAGUACGAGAUUGUUACUUCGGAGGAACCUCCACGAAUGCCGCCGCAGACCGUAAAGUUACAAGCGCUCAACACACAUGCAAUUUCCAUCUCGUUUGAUACGCCGCAUGGUACAGAAGAUGAAGGCAAAGUAGAGGGGUAUUACAUCGGUUAUCGAAUAGCCGCACUCGAUCAGAACACCAACCCACAGUAUAAUUUCAAGACGUUCAGCUUAUUACCUGAAUACUUGAAGCCGCGAGUUACAUUUGAACUGGACGGACUGCGGAAGAACACCGAGUACACUAUUCACGUACAGCCAUUCAACGCUAAAGGAGCUGGGCCAUCGAGCGCCAACUUUAAAGUCAAAACUCUGGAGUUUGAUCCACCAAAUCCGCCAAAGGUGACAGUGACCUCGACAACAUCAAAAUCGAUUACCAUCUCUUGGGAAGACGCCGAACGAUCCAAUCAACCUGAAGCUGGGCCUAUUCGAGGCUAUUAUAUCUACUACCGAGCUGACAAUGAGGAAUGGCACGAAGUGGCGAUCACGGGCGAACGAAGAAGUUUCACGUUAACGGAGCUGCGUUGUGGCACCCAGUAUCAUAUAUAUAUGAGAGCCAGCAACUCGGCCGGCAAAGGCCCCGAGGGAAGUACUAUUUCGACGCGAACCAACGGAGGACGUGCCACUUUGCCAGAGGAGCAGCUGCUCCUUGCUACAAAUUCAACAUCUGUCCAGCUCCACCUCGACGCAUGGGGUCAUAAUGGCUGUCCAAUUUCGUACUUCGUUGUCCAGUACAAAGAGGAGGGCAAACGGGACUGGAUACUGUAUUCGAAUAACGUACUUAUGCCACAAGCUGGCCAGCAUCUAAGCAGUCAAGUAACCAUCGGUGAACUGCAGCCUGGGUCGUGGUAUAAUUUACUCAUGUCGGCCCAUAAUGAUGCGGGUGAAACUCAAGUGGAGCUCAGUUUUGCGACGCUCACACUUAACGGAGAAUUGCCCCCUCGGCGAUCGGAAGUCCGUGGCGUGGUGUCGCCUGGUGUAUACACUCACCUAACCAUCACCCUGCCCAUUCUCAGUUGCAUCGUCGUUAUCGCAGCUCUUUGUGCAGCAGUGUGCUUUAUUGCUAAAAAAAAGGCCUUCCAUGAGACUGCCAGUGGAGAGGGGGACAGCAGUAUGUACGAGCAGUCAAAAUGUGACGGAAUCUAUCAGACGGUUAAUCGACAAACCGCUGAGCCUAUUUACUACCCGGCGCCUGGUAUGGGCGGCAUGGGAGAACGUAGCGCUUCUAAUGAUGUCCUGGCUGGUACAGGAUCCGGUGGGGGCAUGUUCGCCGCAACUGGCUAUGACAUUCCCCAGACGCAUCGCACCUAUGAGAUGCCCUACCUCAACAAACGCUGUAUGGCCAAGGCUGAUUCGGCCCAGCAGCAGGCCAUCAUGCAGACCUGCUUGCAGUCGGGACAAGCUGUCAUCGCACCUACUGGAACCUUGUCGAAGUGUUCGAUGGUGCAGCCGGGCAGCGCCACUCUGGGCCGUGUCAAGAUGGCCAGCCAGUCGACGUUAGGGGGGCACACUUUGAAGCAACAGCAGCACGUAUCAGUUCACCAGCAUCCUUAUCAGCAUUCGCACAGCCACCAACACCCUCACCUCGGGGAACCCGGCGGCUCUCCACAGCAUUGGAGGAGUCACAGCAACGGGCCACAAUUGCAGGCGCAGCAACAACAGCAACAGGCCCAGGGGCAACAGCAACAACAUCAGCAGCAACAGCAGCAACAACAGCAGCAGCAGCAGCAGCAAACACAGCACGGCACCCUGUCCAGUCAAGCGCUCCAGCAGAUGCAACAUCAGUCCAUGCAGGGGGCUAUGUGCUCCACGCUCAAGUCGACUCAACCUCACCAAGCACGCGAUGGGUACGUGCCGACCAGCUUGCAACUCACCUAUAAUCAAGCUUCAGAGAGUGACGAGGAUAUCGGCGAAUUGAAGGUGCGCGCUUCCGAAUUUCGGGUCGCAACUCUGAAGCGUGGCUCGCUGGGUAUGUGGAAGGCCGCUGAAGGUUUCGAUACGUAGCACAUCCACCCGCCGGAAACGAAACCGGCCACAUCAACAACGGCGAUGGAAGUCACAACAGGCCCAUCCUAUCACCAGAGUUUAUUUUGAUGUGCUUACCAUGUCUGAAUACUUUGCGUCGUUUAGCCUGCCGUAGCCGUAAAGCGUGCAAUGGCCAGAAACAACGAUGUUGAGUGUCUAUCGAGGCUGAUUGGAUUGAUGUACAAAAGAAGAGAGUAACUAAAAUAAACAGAGAGAUAAACAUUAAAAAAAAAAAAAACACAAAUCUAAUUGCAAUGCAAAGUCAGGCAGCAUUAUGUGGUAUCGAUGCGGAUAAGUGGCACCCGUGAAUCGACAAGACAGCAAUUUCAAUUCAACAACAAACGAUGUACGUCAAAUUUGAUCGGAUUCUGUCCUAUCGACUCCGGGCGGUGAUACCUGCCCGAAGUGCCCGGGUGUUUUAAGCUGAGACCCGCGAUGCCUGUUGUAAAUAGCGUCACCGACGAGGUUCGAUGUUCGCGAAUGGAGCGUGUGUAUGUAUGUGUUUAAGUGACGAAAAGAAAAAGCUCUACAUUCACAUGAGCUAAAAGAGAUGGACAAACACACUAUUGGAGAAAAUAAAGAAGCCAACAAAAAAUGUGCCGUGCGAUGUGUGUACACUUUGUUAGGGCUCCGGAAGGUUACUAGAGGGAUCCGGCGUUAGCGUUCGCCAGGCCUCCGGAGUAUCGCUCAAAUUCUAAGCGUAUGAGGGUGGUACAGAUGGAGGUGAUAGGAUUGUGAAGAGAGAGAGUGAAAGUGAUGAUGGAACGAAUAAGAGACAGUUGAAACAAGUGACCGAGCGAGGAAUAGAAGAAAAGGGUUUUCAAGAGAAGGACGCGUGAUGUAACUUCGACUGUCUGUGUGGUCUGAUCGAAAGUGAAGGAUGGACUGUGUCAGAAAU